AUGGCGGCUUUAAUGGCGGCUUUAAUGGCGGCUUUAAUGGCGGCUUUUCGUGUCGGUAACAUCGAGUUAGCAGAUGUGCGUGUAGUUAUCUUUGGCUCGGGCUCAGCUGGUACUGGGAUUGCAAAACAAGUCGCCGAUACUAUUACUACGGACACUGGCAGAACAAAGAAGCUUCAGCACAGAUAUGCGGAGUGCAACAGUUCAACCUGCUUUCCUGGUAUCGGUCUUGGGGCAGUUCUAUCUCGGACGAGGAUCCUCUCUGACAAUAUGUUGGUGGCAGCCGCCAGAGCGUUAGCUUCUCAGUCUCCGGCUUUACGGGAUCCAAGCCGGCCUCUCCUUCCCGAUAUUGAAAAUAUAAGCGAGAUUAGCGUGCAUAUUGCUUGGGCAGUCAUCGAGAAAGCAAUCAAGGAAGGAUAUGCCCAAGAAGAGGAAAUUCAGAGCCAUGAAAAUGAUUUGGAGGAGUGGAUCCGAGUGUAG
Molecule: messenger RNA, 477 nt
Organism: Aspergillus bombycis
Lineage: Eukaryota; Fungi; Ascomycota; Eurotiomycetes; Eurotiales; Aspergillaceae
Product: NAD-dependent malic enzyme
Exons: 2
Coding region: 1-477 (158 amino acids)
Biological process (GO): malate metabolic process; pyruvate metabolic process
Cellular component (GO): mitochondrion
Molecular function (GO): NAD binding; malate dehydrogenase (decarboxylating) (NAD+) activity
Source: RefSeq, a predicted model, not a curated record